This is a messenger RNA of Equus quagga, 5069 nucleotides long. RefSeq names its product Fc receptor-like protein 3. Lineage: Eukaryota; Metazoa; Chordata; Mammalia; Perissodactyla; Equidae. The transcript is spliced from 13 exons. Gene Ontology annotation, molecular function: transmembrane signaling receptor activity. The record is from RefSeq and is a predicted model, not a curated record. Bases 23 to 2200 code for a protein of 725 amino acids. Gene Ontology annotation, biological process: cell surface receptor signaling pathway.
CCUCAGCAAGGGCCAGGUCCCCAUGCUUCUGUGGCUGCUGCUACUCCUCCUGGGAUUAGCUCCAAAAGCUUUUCUUCUCCUUACUCCUCCAUGGUCCACACACUUCAAAGGACAGAAAGUGACUCUCAAAUGCAGGGAUUCCCGUUAUCCAGCCUGGGGAGAUGUAUCCUGGUAUUAUAAUAAGAAUUUGAUGAGAGAAGAAUCUGGAGAGAUUCAAAUAAAAAAGUCUGGAUAUUACAAAUGCAAGACCCAAGUAUCUUCCUUCAGUGAUCCCGUACAUGUGGAAUUUUUGUCUGACUGGCUGAUCCUCCAGGCUUCCCACCCUGUAUUUGAAGGAGACAAGGUACUUCUGAGAUGUCUGGGGAAGGAAGAAGACAUUCCUAGUGAAAAGAUUUACUACAAAGAUGGAAAAAAACUUGGUAGUACUUAUAGUACAGAGGCCAUCAUACUAAAUUCAGUUUCCCUGGAAAAUAGCAAAUAUCAUUGUACUGUGUCUAGGAAGGAUUUCUGGAGUUCAUGGAAAGAAACUUCAAAACCUCUAAGGAUCCAAGUUCAAGAGUUGUUUCCGCCUCCUGUGCUGACAGCCAGCCCCUCCCAGCCCAUAGAGGGGAGCCCAGUGGCCCUGAAAUGUGAGACCUGGCUUCCUCCACAGAAGUCAGACACUCAGCUUCAAUUCUGUUUCUUCAGAGAAGACCAGGCCCUGGGGUCAGGCUGGAGCAGCUCCUCAGAGCUCCAGAUCUCUGCCAUAUGGAGUGAAGACUCAAGUUCUUACUGGUGCCAGGCAAAGACAGUGACUCACAGUGUCAUAAAAAGAAGCUUGAAAUCCCAGAUACUUGUGCAGAGAGUCCCUGUGUCUGAUGUGAAUCUAGAAAUCCAGCCCUCUGGGGGGCAGCUGAUUGAAGGAGAAAAUCUGGUCCUUAUCUGCUCAGUAGCCAAGGGGACAGGGACUAUCACAUUCUCCUGGCACAGAGAGGGCACAAUAAGAAUUUUGGGAAGAAAGACCCAGCGUUCCCUGUCAGCAGAGCUCCGGAUACCCACUGUGAAGGAGAGUGAUGCUGGGAGAUACUACUGUGCAGCUGACAAUAUUCAUGGCCCCAUCCUCAGUAAACUGACUAUGGUCACAUUGAGAAUUCCAAUGUCUCGCCCUGUCCUCACCAUCAGGGCUCCCAAGGCCCAGGCUGUGGUAGGGGAUGUGGUGGAGCUUCGUUGUGAGGCCUGGAGAGGCUCUCCUCCAAUCUUGUACCAGUUUUAUCAUGAAGAUGCCACCCUGGGAAGGAGCUCAGCCCCUUCUGGAGGAGGAGCAUCCUUCAACCUCUCUCUGACUGCAGAACAUUCUGGAAAUUACUCCUGUGAGGCUGACAAUGGCCUGGGAGCCCAGCAUAGUGACAGAGUGACUCUCAAUGUCACAGUUCCAGUGUCUCGUCCUGUCCUCACUCUCAACCCUGCUGGCACCCAGCCUGUGGUGGGAGAUGUGUUGGAGCUUCGCUGUGAGGCCCAAAGAGGCUCUCCCCCGAUCCUGUACUGGUUUUAUCAUGACAAUGUCACCCUGGGGAAAAUCUUGGCCCCCUUUGGAGGAGGAACAUCCUUCAACCUCUCUCUGACGGCACAGCCUUCUGGGAACUACUCCUGUGCGGCCGACAAUGGUCUAGGGAUCCAAUGCAGUGAGGUGGUAAUGCUCAACUUCACAGUGCCUUCCAGGAGCAAAAUAAUCCUUAUCACUGUGGGAGUCAUCUCGGGGCUGCUAAGUAUCCUUGGCCUUACUGCUACUGCUGCUCUGGUGUGCAAGUUCAAGACCCAAAGGAAAUCAGGAGGACUUUCUGCCACUGGAACACCUGGUUACAGUCCCAAUGAGUGUCAGGAACCUUCUUUGUCCAAGCCUUUCAGCACAGACACCCAAGAACCCACUCACUCUGAGCUACCAGCCCUAAUGGAGCUGCAGCCAGUGUACAGCAAUGUGAAUCCUGGAGAUAGUGACUUGGUUUAUUCCCAGGUCAGGAGCACCCAGCCUACAAAAGAACAUUUAGCAAAUUCACCAAGGAUGCAUUGGGAGCACGAGGGAUCCACAGUCAUCUAUUCAGAAGUGAAGAAGACACAUCCAGAUGAUUCUGCAGGUCAGGCCAGCAGUGGAGGCUGGGCCCAUGAAGAUGCUACAGAAAGCUAUGAGAAUGUCCCAUGUGCAUCAAUGGCCUUGGACCACUAGCCCUUUACCCAGAGUGACCUCCAGAGACCCUGCAAAUCAGUCCCUGCUAUUCUCCCUAUAUUCUCCAACCAUGCACCCUCUGCCUCCAUGACUCAGCCUCCAAGGAGGCUGGAGGGGACUUGAGGCUGUGUGAAAUAUCUGCCAGCCUCCUCUGUCUCUGGGUCUGUUCAUCUCUAGGAAUAGAGUGGGCGUUUGUUUGAGUAAAUACUGCAUUCUUUUUUCAGUAGACGUACAUAUGAAAGCAAUGCAGGUAGGCCUUCAGCACCUGGGUCCAUGGAAUAGAGGAGGAGGGAGAAAUGACCUGGCCAGAGUCAUAAGGGCGCAACGUAGUUAUUUAAUUGAAGUGUGAUUGAAAGCUUUUAAUGUACUCUCUCUGCAUAAGUAGUUUGAUCUAAACAUUUUUUUUCUUUUGUGCAUGUGUGUUUGGUAGUGGCAUUGCUGAUGUUCUGGUGUAUAUGUUAUGUUCCAGCUACCAAAUUGGAAAUGAUCAAAAGGAUUCAUUCUAUCUACAUAUAUACUAUUUCUUGAUGAAAUAUGUAUUUGAAAAAAAUAGCCCAGUUUAUUUAAAGAGAUAGAGCUUCUAAAUUAUCUGAUUACGUAGUGUUAUGGACUGAGUUGUGUUCCCUCAGAAUUCAUAUGUUGGAGCCCUAACCCCAAUGUGAUGAUAGUUGGAGAUAGGGUUUUUAAGGAGGUAAUUAAGGUUAAAUGAAGUCACGAGGUCAGGCUGUAAUCCAACUGGCCUGGUGUCCUUACAAGAACAAGAAGAGGCACUGGAGAUCUCUCUAUCUCUUCUUGUGCACAUAGAGGAAAGGUUAUGUGAGUACACAGCAAGAAGGCACCAUCUGCGCAGCCCAAGGUGGCCGGAAAGAGAAGUCUCACCAGCAACCAACCCUAUCAGCACCUGGAUCUUCGAUUUCCAGGCUCUAAACUCUGAGAAAAUAAGCGUCUGAUAUUUAAGCCACCUACUCUGUGGCAUUUUGUAAUGACAGCCAGAGCAGAUUAAUACAGAUUUAUACAUAGAUAUAUAGACGAUAAAUGAUCGGUGAUUAUAAUGUUGAUGAUGAUAAUGAUGAUGAUGGUAGAUAAAUAAUAAAAUAGAUGCAGACAUAUGACACACCUCUCUACCCACACAGAAUUUUUGGUCUUCAAGAUACUUUGGUCUCACAGGAUCAAACAUUCUUCCUACCUGAGGCAGGUUAGUUUUUGCUGUUUAAUUAUUCAACAUCCAAUAUUUGAAGACUACAGAAGCAUCAGCACAAACCCUGUAAGCCCAGUAGAGCCAAUGAUUCACGUGACUCAGAUGGCAAAACUUAGUGUCACUCGGGAGCCCUCAUGACCUGUUCUGGCAGUGGAUAUAGAGAUAGACGCAAGGCAAUCAGUAGGCUCAAAGGAGGACAACCCCUUCUUUUGCUCAAAGACCCCUAAUCCAUUCCUCAACUGACUGACAAACAUUGAAUGUCUACCACUGAAGAGAAAAAAUUUUUAAAGUGUGACUUUGUGCUUAAGUUUCAGGAAAAAUGGCAGAAUAACUUUUAUUCAUAAGAUUUGCUGGGGCAAGAAAUGAAUAACUGAAAUUGUUGGGAUCUAUCACCUAGUGUUACACGCAAAUUUUAUUAGCUCUGAAAACAAUAGAUCUUAAGAAAAGAAGCUAGUAAGUUCACUAAUGACUGAUUUAUAUCAACUGUUAUAAUGUAUGGACGUCAUGGAUUUUACACCAGUCAUUAUUCAUGACUUUAAGUAAAUAACACAACGAUGUUUUGCAAAACUGGAAAAUAACUCAAGCAUAAAAGUAUUAAGUGUAUUUUAUAUUUUUGGCUUUUACCCUUGGGGGUCAGAAGGUUAGACAACAGAAAGUAUAACAUAUACUUUAGAAAAGUGCAAUCUGAUUUGAGGUUUUUAAUCAUAGGCUUAUGAAUUCAACUAGCAAGAUAAUUUGCUGAGAAAAAAACCUACUUCUUUCUUAAAGAGGUCAUACAUAUUUUUCUUAUUAAAGGGGCUUAUAUGUCUUGUCACCAUGUUACUAGGUACAAAAUGCAAUCUGGAAUGUAUGCCUGGCCUUUCAAGGGUGCAAGAGAUCCAGGUGUAAUCUAUAUCUGUGCUUAAAUUUUGCUCCAAAUGCCUCCCCACUUUGGGAUCCAGGAAGAAUAAAGCUGUAUAUGGGGGAGGAGUCAAUAUCACCAAGUGCCAACUGUGAGAAAUCCAUUUGGAAGAGUGAUGAAAAAGGACAAAUGUUUCUUUAUUGACUUAAGAGAGAAAAUUCCUAAAGGAGAAAGACAGGAUCUAGGCAGCAUCCCAUGGACAGUGAGAGUCACUCUCCAGGAGUGCCAGUCAGUGGUGCAAGCAGCACCAAGGACAGCAGCCUCUAACAAGAAGAGAACCAGCAAAUGGCAGCAAGAGAUGGGGACCAGAGAGACUCUAGAGUGCAUAGAAUAGUUCCGAGCUUAUGAGAGCCUCCCUCCCAGAACUCCAUAUCCAGGUCCUCAAACUGAGGGCAAAUAAUAGUACCUGUAAGCAGUCAGGAAGUCUAAGAAAUAUUUGGGAGAAGAUUCAAGAGAAAAUUAUUUUUUGAAUUAGUCAAGAAAGUAAAUUUGAAGCUUCAAGAUUUGACACAUUACUAUAAUUUCUUUCUUUACAUUAUGUUUAUUUGCUUACAAAUUUAUUGUAGAAUAAUUUAUGUGCAACAAACUGCACAUUUUUAAAGUGUACAAUUCAAUGAGUUUGACAGAUGUAUACAUCCGUGAACCCCCCACCACCACAAUCAAGAUGCUGAAAUCUCCAUCACCCCCCAAAGUUUCCUCAUCCUCUAAGCAAUACUGCUUUCCCUCUACCGCCAUCUUAUGUAAUCAUUGAUAUGCUUUCUGACACUAUA